AGGAAUCAACCAUGACACCUGAACAAUUGAAAACUCGACAUGUUGGAAAACAGGAUCCAAAGCGUCAUUUAGAGGAAAGUGUGGAAGACGUUAUGUCCAAUAAUAUUGUAAUGGCACUGGGAACUAUGAUCGAUUCAGUCAGUUUCAUAGAUACAAAUCAAAAAAAUAAAAUCCAGGGAUAG
Funneliformis caledonium is the source of this 182-nucleotide messenger RNA. NCBI's taxonomy places the organism in Eukaryota, Fungi, Glomeromycota, Glomeromycetes, Glomerales, Glomeraceae. The record is from the annotation of a GenBank genome assembly.